UAAAUAUGAGGAAAAAUUGAAAUUAUACUGUAAAAGUAACUUAUCAGCAGUAAUAAAAAAAUCUAAAUACAAAUCAUUAAUAAAGACACUGUAUAUAAUUUUCAACAAAUGGAUAUUGAUAACCAUAAUGAAGAAUUGGAAAGACUUGCCAGAGCUGGUAAUGGACAGCAAAACCGAGUUCAAAUUCGUCCACCGAACUUACAAGAAAAUGCUCAAGUACCUGUGCAGCAGAUUCAGGAUCAUCCUGUGAUUUUUGGAGUUGACAAUGAGCAUUUACAUGUACAUCAAAAUGAUGGUAUUGGUCAUCAUGUUCAUCAUCCUGAACAACUCAAUGAAAUUGGACAUGCAAAUCAAGGAAUUCCAAACGAUCCGGCAAUACCAAAUGUGCAAGCUCAAGUCAAUGACCAAGUUCAAGCUAACAGAAAUGCUGUCCCAAAUAAUGCUGGUCGUGCUGUUGAGAAUGCUGGUUUUGCUGGACAACAAUUAGGGCCUUUGCAAAACAUCCCUGUAAACCAGCAAAAUAAUGUGCGCAUGCAAGGUUCAGUUAUGAGACUAAACAGAAACCGCAAUAAUAACAGACGUACUACUCCCUAUGCAGCUGUGAACUCUCAGAUGAGGCGUAAUGCCAGUCGCAUGGCUACAUUUCUAUGGAAUAUGGCAAAGGAGUGCACUUACGUGCCUAACAGAAAUGACGAUGACCCAGACAAUCAAGAGAAUAAUAAUAAUAAUAAUAAUAAUUGA
Messenger RNA from Phymastichus coffea, 741 nucleotides. Its product is annotated as probable serine/threonine-protein kinase DDB_G0288147. The coding region runs from base 109 to 741 and encodes 210 amino acids. The record is from RefSeq and is a predicted model, not a curated record. NCBI's taxonomy places the organism in Eukaryota, Metazoa, Arthropoda, Insecta, Hymenoptera, Eulophidae. The transcript is spliced from 6 exons.